CAAUUUCAAUGCAAUUUGCCCAGUUUGUCAACACGCUGACAAUCUUCUAACUACACGUUCUUUCGCAUCACGUUCUUUACUCUACAUACUCCUGAGGCAACCUGAACGGCAGCGUAAAGCUGGCUCUUUCACUGUUACGACAUGAACUCUCCGCUGUUGCGACAGGAAUAUGGCGACUCGUCGACUAGCUUGCUACCUCCAAGGGCACAAGGUCGCUCCAGGUCGCCAACAGUGAGCGAGUAUGACACGGGAUUCGCAGGACCAAGCAGAUCUCCCAGUCCUUCAACGUAUGAAAAUUCGCUCGCCGACAAAUAUGCCUUACAACUCAAUCCCGAAGACUGGGGCACGAGCGCUCUGCACGUCGACACACCUGAACCAGAUGAUUACCUUCACACUCCAGACCCAAAGCGUGAUCUUAAGAGUGACAAGGGAGGUCACAUUUUCACUGCGCGAGGGAUUGCAAACCUGGGAUGCCUAUUUCUCUUAGUCGCAUCGAUGCUUAUGUUAUUCCUCGUGUUUCCAAUCGUUAGUCACCUGUCCAGGAAGAAGCCAACUCCUCAGAGCGGAUUCAAUCUCGGUGGUACCAAUGCAACGGGACAGAUUCCAUCGAUGCCUGGCAACCGCGGCGUCAUAGAUGUGGACACUCCGAAGGAAGCCUACACGAAGGCAUCGUACAUGAACCAAAACGACAUGUGGGACCUUGUUUUCUCUGACGAGUUUCAAGUUGAUGGACGGUCAUUUUAUCCGGGAGACGAUCCAUACUGGGAGGCUCCAAACCUGCACUACUGGGGCACGAAUGAUUUGGAAUGGUACGAUCCAAGCCAAGUAACAACGAAAGGAGGCGCAUUGCAAAUCACAUUGGAAAAAGCUGAUCCUGCCUCAAACCACAAUCUUACAUACAGAUCAGGCAUGGUCCAAACAUGGAAUAAAUUCUGUUUCACAGGUGGCCUCAUUGAAGCUUCCGUUAUCCUGCCGGGAUCUAACAAUGUCCAUGGUCUUUGGCCUGCUGUCUGGACAAUGGGAAAUCUAGGUCGUGCAGGCUUUGGUGCUAGUUUAGAAGGAUUGUGGCCAUACUCAUACGACAGUUGUGACGUUGGCACGUUGCCAAAUCAAACUUUUCCUGGGACAUCCAAGCCGCUUGCUGCUGUACAGAACGGCGAUCCUGAGAAUGGUGGCGUCUUGUCAUAUUUGCCUGGUCAACGACUGUCUGCUUGUACCUGCCCUGGUGAAUCACAUCCUGGUCCAGUCCGUACAAAUGGCAAUUACGUUGGCCGUUCUGCACCGGAGAUCGAUAUCUUCGAGGCGACAGUUGAUGGUGGGAUUGGCAAGGUUUCACAAUCAGCACAAUGGGCUCCUUUCAAUGCGGGAUACCAAUGGUUGAACACUUCCGACAAUCUGCAGAUUUAUCAUCCAAACAUGACUAUCCUCAAUCCUUACCAUGGAGGAGCGUUUCAACAAACUACUAGUGGUCUCUCACUCACGGACCAAGAUUGCUAUGAGUUUGAUAUGGGUUGCUAUAGCGUCUACGGGUUUGAAUACCAACCGGGGUUUGACGCUGGAUACAUCACUUGGAUCAGUGGCGGCGAGGCCGUCUGGACAGUCUAUUCUAGUGGACUAGGGCCUGAUACUGAGACCGAGAUUGGUGCCCGUAUCGUCUCUCAGGAGCCCAUGUAUAUCAUUGCCAACCUUGGAUUCUCACUCAAUUUCGGAGGAAUUGAUUUCGGGGACCUCCAGUUACCUGCGACCAUGUCGAUUGACUAUAUUCGCGUCUAUCAGCCUUCAAAUGCGCACAACAUUGGGUGCGAUCCCCCCGACUUCCCGACUGCCACUUACAUCGAAACGUACAAGGAAGCUUAUACUAACUUUAAUCUCACUGGGUGGAGCUCCCCAAGUUAUAAUCAGACAGUACCUAAGAACAGAUUGAACGGAGGGUGUUGAGCACUUAUUCAUUCGUACAUUCACGACUUGCAGGAUCAUUGCUUAUUGGGACUUGGGUUGUUUCAUUGCAUAUCAUUCUUGCAUCACACGCAUUUUACUGAUGGUUCUUGCACAUAUCCGCAUCACAUUCACUACUGUUACUUAAUACUUACCUUGGGUAUAUACUACAGAUGCUUAUUCAAUAAAUUGUUGAUUUCUGAUCAC
Molecule: messenger RNA, 2142 nt
Organism: Suillus discolor
Lineage: Eukaryota; Fungi; Basidiomycota; Agaricomycetes; Boletales; Suillaceae
Product: glycoside hydrolase family 16 protein
Exons: 20
Coding region: 142-1938 (598 amino acids)
Biological process (GO): (1->6)-beta-D-glucan biosynthetic process; fungal-type cell wall organization
Cellular component (GO): endoplasmic reticulum membrane; plasma membrane
Molecular function (GO): glucosidase activity
Source: RefSeq, a predicted model, not a curated record